Messenger RNA from Saccostrea cuccullata (small rock oyster), 486 nucleotides. RefSeq lists its product as uncharacterized. Lineage: Eukaryota; Metazoa; Mollusca; Bivalvia; Ostreida; Ostreidae. The transcript has 2 exons. The coding region runs from base 1 to 486 and encodes 161 amino acids. The record is from RefSeq and is a predicted model, not a curated record.
AUGAGAAAAUAUGAGAAAAUUACUUCAGAAGUCACGAAAUAUGGAAAGGAAUGGCGCAGAGAAAUUGACAAAGUUAUAGAGAAAAACAAGAAAGAAAUCAAUAAGAUGAGACACCAACACAUAUAUACCCUAAAGAAACAUCUCACAGAUAUAAUGAGAGACGUUGCUGACAUGAAACAGUGUAUAUUAGAAAUUGAGGAAAUUCUACAAUCCAAUGAAGGAAUCAAGAUCAACCUCUGUAUUCAUCCGAUCUUAAAUUUAUCAAUGAAAACAAUUAAGAACCUUGAUAUUUGUGUGGCUGACUAUGAAGUCCAUGCAGUCGUAGUGGUUAAUCAGGCAACACAACCCCGAUUUAGAUACCCUGACAAUCCUUCUACAACUAAAGGAUCAUUCAACCCAGCUUGUAUCACAACAGACAGCCAGAGUCAGAUCCUGACAGCAGACUUUACCAACAGCUGUAUCAACAUCCUAGAUCAGGACAGAUAG